Laetiporus sulphureus 93-53 is the source of this 759-nucleotide messenger RNA. RefSeq lists its product as uncharacterized. The coding region runs from base 164 to 472 and encodes 102 amino acids. Lineage: Eukaryota; Fungi; Basidiomycota; Agaricomycetes; Polyporales; Laetiporaceae. The transcript has a single exon. The record is from RefSeq and is a predicted model, not a curated record.
GCAGCCGACAACGCAUUACCAUCUUUGCGGAUGCAACAACACCGGCCGAGCGUUGAUCAUCCGAAGCCUGUGCUAGAAUGCUCUAUCUUUGACAGGUACUAUUAGCUUCGGCGGACCGUGACCCGCGCCUCAAUUUGAGAACAAUACUAUAAAGACAUCUUCCAUGCUCCUCUCGGUCUUUGACACUAUCGGUACUAGUACGCUCAUAAUGGCCAAUAUAAUGCCCACCGCUCCUCGCCUCGCUGCCAGUUCAUCCUCGUCCUCCACUGCAAGCUCGCGCUCCUCCAGAUCCACCCAGACGAUGUACAACGGCUUGAACGGCGCUGCUGCCCCGGAUCCUACCGAGAGCAUCGAUAUGGAUGUCGUCCCGCCAUAUCACCCCUCCAAAACACUGGUGCUAUGUUUCGAUGGGACAGGAGAUCAGUUCGAUACUGACGUAUGUUUGUGUUGUCGUUAUCUUCGCGAUUGCUGAUAAGUCGCUGUUGAUUAGAACUCAAAUGUAGUCCUCCUGUUCUCCAUGCUGAUGAAAGAUAGGCCCUCAGAGCAACUGGUGUAUUAUCAGGUACAUCAUAUCGCGAAGCCACGGAUACCAUGAAAUUACCUCGUGGCGUGGGCUAGGUGAUCUUAUCGCUAACUUGCGUUGCGCAUAGGCCGGUAUUGGUACUUAUACUAUUCCCGAAAUCGCCACGCCCAUGUGGGCGAAAUUCUCUGAGACUCUGGACGAAAUGCUUGCAUGGAGCUUGCACGCACAUGUUAUGG